This is a messenger RNA of Ilex paraguariensis (yerba mate), 306 nucleotides long. The record is from the annotation of a GenBank genome assembly. Lineage: Eukaryota; Viridiplantae; Streptophyta; Magnoliopsida; Aquifoliales; Aquifoliaceae.
AUGGCCACAAAAGUAGUGCUCUUGCUAUUAGCCUAUGUGCUUUUAGUCACCAACAUGGUUUCAUCAAUUGAAGAGACUGUUGAAACAGAGGUUUAUGUUCCAAAUUAUGUGGCCAAGCCUCCAGCCCAUGCCCCAGCAAAGUCCCCUACCCACGCACCCCCAAAGAAGGCUCCAGCCCCUGCACCCAAAAAACCUCUGGUCCAUCCACCGACAAAGGUUCCUGCCCAUCCCCCGGUCAAGGCCAAGGCCCCAGUCCCACCAGUGGCUCCUAAGCACGGUAAUAAUCCUAACUUUACGAUGAAUUAG